Molecule: messenger RNA, 1562 nt
Organism: Caenorhabditis auriculariae
Lineage: Eukaryota; Metazoa; Nematoda; Chromadorea; Rhabditida; Rhabditidae
Source: the annotation of a GenBank genome assembly
AUGGCUAGCAAUUCCGCUCCGGAGAUCAAACUUCACGAUGUCUACCAUUCAAACGUCGAAGAGGAGUUUGCGAAAAUGCGAGCGCUCAUCCCCGUCAGUCAAUAUUUUUUUUGUUGUUUCGACAUAUUUUUUUUUACAGGACUACCCUUACGUAGCAAUGGACACCGAGUUUCCAGGAGUAGUGGCGACACCCUUAGGAACCUUCAAAAGUAAAGAAGACUUUAACUAUCAACAAGUUUCCUGUAACGUUAAUAUGUUGAAGCUCAUACAGGUUGGUGGAAAAUAAAUAUUUUUUUGUUCUUUUUUUGAGUUAUGAGUAUUCAUUAAGGUUGGUUUUGCCUUGGUGAACGAAAAAGGAGAACUGCCACCGUCGAGAGACGUUUGGCAGUUCAAUUUCAACUUUUCUUUCACCGACGACAUGUUCUCUCAAGAAAGUGUCGACAUGCUCAAAGCCGCUGGAAUCGACUUUAAUAUGCUUCAAGUGGGAACAUUUUUUUCAAGUUUUAUUUUUUUAUAAUAUGGAGGUGAAAGUAAGGUUUUCAGGACUUACUACAUAUUCUCUGGAAAUGUUGAAUAUUUUUCAAUCGUAGGAUGUUCGAAAAAUCAGAACAUUAGUUAAUUUUUAAGAAUUAUGAAACCCUUAUUCAUUCGGUAAGUUUAAAAUUUAGAGUUUUUGUCUAAUUAAUAAACAACUGUAUAUAUUUUUGAAUAACAGUAGACCAAUAUAGCGAAUGAGAUGCUUUGAAGUAAUUUCAAUCUAUUUUCAAAUAGUUCUUUUAUUCAUCUCUUAUUUUUUGCUUUCAGUCAAACGGAAUACCUACGGAAGUCUUUGGAGAACUUUUGACGACGUCUGGUUUGAUAGUGGAUAGCCGUAUUACGUGGCUGACCUUUUCUUCUGGCUAUGACUUUGGAUAUUUAUUGAAGUCAAUUACGCUAGGAGAUUUACCAAAAGAGGUUUUAUCACUAUAUUUAUGAAGAGGAUACGCAGAAGAAUCUAAUAGGAGGCAGCCUUCUUUCAAUUCCAUCGAACGUUAUUCCCCCGAAGCUUUGAUAUCAAAUUGUUACUGCGGACGCCGGGAUGCGCGAGUGCCAAACUGAAAGGAGGUCUUCAGGAGGUUGAGGAGAAGCUCGAUUUAUUCUCAUUUGUUCGAAGACUUCAGGUUGCCGACCAAUUGGACGUGAAAAGACAAGGAGCCCGUCAUCAGGCCGGAUCUGACGCCUUGCUCACUGCCAUGACGUUUUUCAAGAUCAAGAAGCAGUUCUUCUCAGAAACCUGGGAACAGGUCAGUUUAUUUUUGAGUUUCAUUAUUUUCUUAUUAAGCCCUCAUUCUUGAACUUUUUGUAUCGCACUAUUUUACUGAUUCUUUUUCUCCCAAUUGCGAUAUCACGCUUGAAUAAUUUUUUUUUUGAUAGAAAUUUCAAAAAAGCUCAGUUGUCUGUUUCAGGUUGCCCCGACGGUUGAAGGCCACCUUUUCGGACUGGGCUCUUCUCUUUCCAUGUUCCACUCAGCUUCGUCCAAUAAAUUAGAAGAUCACUCAACAAAAGAAGUCAUCUCGGCGUAG